AUGCAGACGAACACUGAGGCCUCACUGACCACACUCAAGCCGGAGCUUUACGUGGCCUCGAACCGCUGGCAAUGGCGGCAGAACCUCUUAGCGCUGGAGCGCUUCCAGAAGUCCUUCAAACGGGACGCCCAGGGAGAAGAACAGUAUCUCGAUCUGGGGUGUGGCACGGGCGACUUUACGCGCGAGUGCCUGCUUCCCCGCUGUCUUCCGUGUCGAAGGAUCGUCGCCGUCGAUGUCUCCAAGGACAUGGUCGAGUACGCGAGGAGUCACUUCGCCCAUCCCAAGAUUGCCUACGACGUCCUCGGCGCCGCCGAAGACGACGUGUCCGGCUUUGUGGCUCGCUACGGUCGCUUCGAUCACGUCUUCUCUUUCUUCUGUCUGAACUGGGUAAAGGACCAAGCGAAGGCGCUCAAGAACAUCGCGCUGCUGAUGAAACCUGGCGGCAGUUGUCUGCUCCUCUUCGUCGCGACCACGCCUCUGAUGCGAUGUCGCCAGGAGCUGGCUUUGAAGACGUGUUGGUCGAAGUACGCGCAGAUCUGCCAAGACUUCGUUCCUCCGAGCCACGACCUGAAAGGUACUGAAGCCCUGGAAUCGUACAUGAAGGAUCUGCUGAUGACGGCUAAUCUUACGCCGUCGGCGUGCGACGUGGUUCACGUGGAGUUUGACUUCCCAGAUCUCGAAAGCCUCACCCGGUCUCACCUGGCCAUGAGCCCAAUGACGACGUUGGUGACGGAGGCAGAGAGGCCCCUGUUUCUUGAAGACAUGAAAGAGCAGACGAGAAAACUUUGGGCCAUCAAGGAAGCGGGCGGCUCUCCGUUCGAGUUCGAUAUUUUCGUGGUUUUCGCUUCCUCGAAGGAUCUGUCAUAA
Ixodes scapularis (black-legged tick) is the source of this 867-nucleotide messenger RNA. RefSeq names its product juvenile hormone acid O-methyltransferase-like. The record is from RefSeq and is a predicted model, not a curated record. Gene Ontology annotation, molecular function: S-adenosylmethionine-dependent methyltransferase activity. Bases 1 to 867 code for a protein of 288 amino acids. The transcript has 3 exons. NCBI's taxonomy places the organism in Eukaryota, Metazoa, Arthropoda, Arachnida, Ixodida, Ixodidae.